AACCCCCGCUGAGAAGAGCCCGCCCCCAGAAGCGCGCCGCCGCCGGCCGUCGGGGCCGAGCCGCAGCCGAGCGGCCGUGGGCCCGGGCGGCGGGCGGAGACGCUGGCGCCCUCCCCGCUACGGCCCGCGUGAGACUUGUUACUUAUAUGUGACACCAUUCCAGCACUGAACUCAUGGAGGCUGAACAUUUAUUCAGAUCUUUCCCGGAAUCAGGGGCUUUUCCAUUGAGUCGCCUGUGCACAUCAGAUGACCAGAGUACUGGGACUUCAGCUUCAGUCCUUCCAGUGAAUAUUCAGGGUUGAUCUCCCUUAAGAGUGACUGCUUUGAUCUCCUUGCUGCUCAAGGAACUUUCAGAAGUCUUUUCCAGCACCACAGUUCAAAAGCAUCGAUUCUUUGCUGUUCUGCCUUCUGUACAGUCCCGCUGUCACAACCGUACGUGACCACUGGCACGGAUCUUUAUUGGCAGAGUAAUGUCUCUGCUUUCCAACACACUGUCUAGGUGGUAACGUUGACCUCCGAGUUCAUCACAGUGGACAGUGCACACUUAGCUGCGUGGUGUUUACGUUUGCAAGAGAAGGCGUCUUGAAAUGCCGUAAGCAAUAGCAAUUGCUGUGAGCAUCAGCCAACUCCCGUGCCCUCCCUCACACACCAGUGAGUCCCGUGGCCUCCCUCACACACCAGCGACUCCCGUGGCCUCCCUCGCACGCCGGCGACACCGGUGUCCCAUGGCCUCCCUCACACACCGGUGACUCCUUUUAUAGAAUAGAAUGGCUUUCUCAUGCCUCCUUGAUUUGGAGAAUUGGAGUCCAUAGAGGCUACUGUAUUCUAUUGAAGAAGAUGUCUAACAGCAACACUACUCAAGAGACCCUGGAAAUAAUGAAAGAAUCGGAAAAAAAGCUGGUGGAAGAAUCUGUAAACAAAAACAAGUUUAUAUCUAAGACUCCAAGCAAGGAAGAAAUUGAGAAAGAGAGUGAAGAUACCAGUUUUCGUCAGGAGACACAGAGGCGGACAUCCAACCACGGUCAUGCCCGGAAAAGAGCCAAGUCUAAUUCCAAGCUGAAAUUGGUGCGCAGCCUGGCGGUGUGUGAGGAGUCGUCCGCUCCGUUUGCUGACGGGCCGCUGGAAACCCAGGAUAUAAUUCAAUUGCACAUCAGCUGCCCCUCUGACAAGGAGGAAGAAAAGUCUACAAAGGAUGUCUCUGAAAAGGAAGACAAGGACAAAAACAAAGAAAAGGUCCCGAGGAGGAUGCUGUCUAGAGAUUCCAGCCAAGAAUAUACGGACUCCACUGGAAUAGACCUACAUGAAUUUCUUGUAAAUACACUGAAAAAGAACCCAAGGGACAGAAUGAUGCUGCUAAAAUUAGAACAGGAGAUUCUGGACUUUAUUAAUGACAACAACAACCAGUUCAAGAAGUUCCCUCAGAUGACCUCAUAUCACCGGAUGCUAUUACACCGGGUAGCUGCCUAUUUUGGGAUGGACCACAAUGUAGAUCAAACUGGAAAAGCUGUCAUCAUCAACAAAACCAGUAACACAAGAAUCCCUGAACAGAGAUUCUCAGAACAUAUAAAGGAUGAGAAGAAUACAGAAUUUCAACAGAGAUUCAUUCUUAAGAGAGAUGAUGCCAGUAUGGACCGAGAUGAUAACCAGAUCAGAGUUCCAUUGCAGGAUGGAAGGAGGAGCAAGUCAAUAGAAGAGAGAGAGGAGGAAUAUCAAAGGGUCCGAGAGAGAAUAUUUGCCCGAGAGACUGGCCAGAACGGAUAUCUAAAUGACAUCAGACUCUCCAAAGAAGCCUUUUCUUCUAGCUCUCACAAGAGAAGGCAGAUUUUUAGGGGGAACCGUGAGGGGCUGAGCCGCGCCUCAAGCAGCCGCCAGAGCAGCACAGACAGCGAACUCAAGUCCCUGGAGCCACGGCCGUGGAGCAGCACGGACUCCGAUGGCUCUGUCCGGAGCGUGCGGCCCCCUGUCACCAAGGCCAGCAGCUUCAGUGGAAUCUCCAUCCUCACCCGGGGUGACAGCAUCGGGAGCAGCAAAGGUGGCAGUGCAGGAAGGAGCUCCAGGCCAGGAAUGGCGCUAGGUGCCCCAGAAGUGUGCAGCCAGGUCACCUCGUCCCAGUCUGUCCGGGGCCUUCUCCCGUGCACUGCCCAGCAGCAGCAGCUUCCUGCCCUCCCGCCCGCGCCUCAGCAGCAGCCGCCCUUGAGUAGUCACGUGAUCUCACAGCCAGUCCCGGCUCUGCAGCCGUCUCCGCAGCCUGUUCAGUUCUCUCCAGGCUCCUGUCCCCAAGUUCUUCUGCCAGUCUCUCCGCCCCAGCAGUACAACAUGGCAGAUGAUCUCAGCAACCCCUUUGGACAAAUGAGCCUUAGCCGCCAAGGUUCUACUGAAGCAGCUGACCCGUCCUCAGCUCUGUUCCAGCCCCCACUUAUCUCCCAGCACCCUCAGCAGACUAGCUUCAUCAUGGCCUCUACAGGGCAGCCCCUCCCUCCUUCCAACUAUCCCACCUCUAGCCAUGCACCACCUUCUCAGCAAGUCCUGCCACCCCAGGGCUACAUGCAGCCCCCUCAACAGAUCCAGGUGUCUUACUAUUCCCCUGGACAGUAUCCCAAUUCCAACCAGCAAUACCGACCUCUGUCUCACCCGGUGGCCUACAGCCCCCAGCGUGGUCAGCAGCUGCCUCAGCCAUCCCAGCAGCCUGGUUUACAGCCCAUGAUGCCUAACCAGCAGCAGGCGGCUUACCAAGGCAUGAUUGGGGUCCAGCAGCCACAGAACCAGGGCCUGCUCAGCAACCAGAGGAGCGGCGUGGGGGGCCAGAUGCAAGGCCUGGUGGUUCAGUACACUCCACUGCCUUCUUACCAAGUCCCAGUGGGUAAUGACUCACAAAACGUGGUCCAGCCGCCUUUCCAGCAGCCCGUGCUGGUCCCUGCAAGCCAAUCUGUGCAGGGGGGCCUCCCAGCAGGGGGUGUUCCCGUGUAUUACAGCAUGAUCCCGCCCGCUCAGCAGAACGGCACCAGCCCUUCCGUGGGGUUUCUGCAGCCUCCUGGCUCUGAGCAGUACCAGAUGCCUCAGUCCCCCUCUCCCUGCAGCCCGCCGCAGAUGCCGCAGCAGUACUCAGCUGUGACUUCAUCAGGAGGAACGGCCCAAGUCCUGGCUGGCUGGCGUUUUCCAGAGGUGUUGGAACUGACCCCCUCGAGAGGAGUGUCAGCUUCUGGACCGGGUGUGGUGGUCAUGCAGCUGAAUGUCCCUAAUGGACCCCAGCCUCCCCAGAACCCGUCCAUGGUCCAGUGGAGUCACUGUAAAUAUUACAGCAUGGACCAGCGGGGUCAGAAACCUGGAGACCUGUACAGUCCCGAGAGUAGCCCCCAGGCCAGCACGCAGAUGAGCAGCAGCCCGGUCGUGUCGCCUACGCAGUCUCCAGCACCCUCUCCUGUCACCAGCCUCAGCAGCGUCUGCACAGGACUCAGCCCCCUUCCUGUCCUCGCACAGUUCCCCCGGCCCGGGGGUCCCGCCCAGGAAACGGUAGGAGCAGUAUGCAUUGUUGCAGUCCAUCUCCAAAGCCCCAUGAAGUCUCUCAGAAGUCACACCAAGCAGCGCAAACUCCCGGAAAACCAUCCGUGCUUCCCCCCAGGUGACGGUCGCUACUCCCUCUUGGGCCAGCCGUUCCAGUACAAUCUGUCCAUCUGCCCGCCCUUGCUCCAUGGCCAGUCAGCUUACACGGUGCACCAGGGGCAGAGCGGAUUGAAGCAUGGAAACCGGAGCAAGAGACAAGCGCUCAAAUCUGCCUCCACUGACCUGGGGACGACAGACGUCGUUCUGGGACGGGUGCUGGAGGUGACAGAUCUCCCGGAGGGCAUCACCCGUACCGAGGCAGACAAACUCUUCACUCAGCUUGCCAUGUCCGGCGCCAAGAUCCAGUGGCUCAAGGAUGCUCAGGGGCUGCCUGGUGGGGGCGGGGGGGACAACGGUGGGACUGCUGAGAACGGCCGCCACUCGGACCUCGCUGCCUUGUACACCAUUGUGGCUGUGUUCCCCAGCCCCUUGGCUGCUCAGAAUGCCUCCCUUCGCCUCAACAACUCCGUGAGUCGCUUCAAACUUCGAGUGGCCAAAAAGAACUAUGACCUGAGGAUCCUGGAGCGAGCCAGCUCCCAAUAAAUGGACAAGAGAAGGGACCAGCAUGGCAGGGGUGGGGGCAGGGUGGGGGGGUCAAGAGGUCCUGUCAGACCACAGACAGAGGCAGAAAGUAAGAUAAGGUCCACAGACAGACACUAAACUGGAGCCUGAGACCAUGGGGAUGCAGAUGGAGACAGACAGACACUCACGCUGGCACUGGACUUUCUCACUCCCCUGCCAAGGGUCCCUCCAUUUCCCUGGUUGGCCCAUGUCCACUUCCCUCUCUUUCCCAUCCUCUUCUAUCAUUUUUUAUCUCUUCUCUCACCAUGAAAUUAAUUCAUAUUUUUUGGUCAGGUAGAAUUGGGAGGGUCCCACACUCCCCCGUUCUCCUAUUUCCUUACCAUCCCAAGCGCCCUUUUCUUUUUUGGUCUUUAUGAAUAUAUUUAUAUGGACAGAAUUAAGAAAAACAAAAUUGAUUUCCCCUUUCUCUCACCCCAUCUUGUCCCUCCAAACUCCACAGAGUUUAAACUUGGGCCUCCUUCCACCCCCCCAGAACACUUGUAUAUUGUUUGUUUGAGGUUUGUGCCGCAGUAACAGACACAGUAUUUAAUUGCACAUACAGAUGUUUGCUGGGUAUAUUCACUGUAAAUUUUAUUUAAUCUGAUUUUUUGUUUGUUGGGGGGUUCUUUGGGGGGAGGUUGAUUUUGUUUUUAAAUAUAAAAAAAAAAUCUGUCACUGGA
Molecule: messenger RNA, 4841 nt
Organism: Cervus elaphus (red deer)
Lineage: Eukaryota; Metazoa; Chordata; Mammalia; Artiodactyla; Cervidae
Gene: R3HDM2
Product: R3H domain containing 2
Exons: 30
Coding region: 838-4143 (1101 amino acids)
Molecular function (GO): nucleic acid binding
Source: RefSeq, a predicted model, not a curated record